Castor canadensis (American beaver) is the source of this 951-nucleotide messenger RNA. RefSeq names its product olfactory receptor 51J1-like. Gene Ontology annotation, biological process: G protein-coupled receptor signaling pathway. Gene Ontology annotation, cellular component: plasma membrane. The record is from RefSeq and is a predicted model, not a curated record. Gene Ontology annotation, molecular function: G protein-coupled receptor activity; olfactory receptor activity. NCBI's taxonomy places the organism in Eukaryota, Metazoa, Chordata, Mammalia, Rodentia, Castoridae.
AUGAAGAAUUCCAGUAGCGCUUUGGAGUUCUUACCUAAAACAUUCAUUUUGGUUGGCAUCCCAGGGCUGGAGACAGAGCACAUCUGGAUAUCCAUCCCCUUCUGCCUGAUGUACAUCACCAUCUUCCUUGGUAAUGGCACCAUUCUUCAUGUCAUCAGAAAAGAUGCUGCCUUGCAUGAACCCAUGUAUCUCUUUCUUGCCAUGUUGGCAUUUGCUGAGGUUGGUGUCUCUGUAUCCACCCUUCCUACAGUGUUGGGCAUGUUCCUUUUUGGUAUGUCUGAGAUUAGUUUUGAAGCAUGCCCUCCAGAUGUUCUCCAUCCAUUCUUUCUCCAUUAUGGAGUCAGCUGUAUUGCUGGCCAUGUCUGUGGACCGCUUUGUGGCCAUCUACAGCCCAUUGCGCUAUGCAACUAUUUUGACACUGCCUCGCAUCUUUUGCACAGGAGCUAUCAUUGGACUGAAAAGUAUUGUGCUCAUGGCUCCAUUGCCCAUGCUGUUAUGGAGACUGCCCUUCUGUGGCCACAAUACCCUCUCUCAUUCUUAUUGUCUCCACCCCAACCUUAUCAUCUACCUUGUGGGGAUAUUUCUAUCAACAAUAGCUAUGGGCUCUUCAUUGUUACCACCACAUUUGGUCUGGAUUCAUUGUUCAUUGUGGUUUCCUAUGGGCUUAUACUCCACACUGUACUGGGUAUUGCCACAGGAGAAAGGCGAAAGAAGGCACUCAACACAUGUGGCUCACAUGUUUGUGCCGUGCUUGCUUAUUAUGUACCUAUGAUUGGCUUAUCUAUGGUGCAUCGUUUUGGACACUGUGUUUCUCCUCUGCUACAAACCAUGAUGGCCAAUGCUUACCUCUUCUUCCCACCUGUUGUCAACCCCAUUGUUUAUAGCAUUAAGACCAAGGAGAUCCGUCAUGGCAUUGUCCGAAUGCUAUCAGAAGAGAGACCUAGAGUUUAA